CAGCCAUCCCUAGGCAGGAUUAGGUUUCGCUUCUACAGAAUUCCUCUUCUAGCGAUCCUUUUCGAUUGUGCUGCCUUAAUAAUGGUCUUUUGGAGUGGUGAUGUUUCUGAUUCUGGAGCAACCCAACUGAUCAUCUUGCUUACUCAAGAGAAGACAUGCCAUAUAUAAAGAGAAAGAGUUUACCAAAGCAUCUAAAGACUUCACCCUGCUGGAUCUGAUGAUAUAAGGGAAUCAGAUACACAAAUUGAGAGACUUCUAAACAGAGGCUUAAUAUCACCACUCAGUCGACCAGAAUGCAUCUAAACCAAUAAACACCCCCCCCCCCCAAAAAAAAAAACAUUCAUGAAGUCUAACGGAGAAUCAUUUGCGUUCAGUUUUCAAUCAAUAACUUUGCACUUGCACUUGAACAAACAUGUUCCUGUUAAGGAUCAUUUUGUUUAUCGCUGCUAUAUUGGCUCUGAACUUUGAACUGAGUUUCUGCACCUGUGCUCGUGCUGAAUAUGAGAUACAAGGAGAAUGUUGUCCUAUGUGUGCUCCGGGAAACCAUGUUUAUUGGCAUUGCACUGUGGAUACCAGUACAACUUGUGUUCCAUGUCCUGAAUCAUCUUAUACAGACGAACCCAAUGGUCUUAUGAAAUGCUUUACCUGCUCUAUGUGUGAUGCAGUUAUAGGACUAAGAGUAAAGAAGACUUGCACACGCACUGCAGAUACAAUCUGUGAGCCACAGGAGGGAUUUUACUGCACUGACCAAAAUAAGCACAGGUGUACAUUAGCUGAGAAACACACAAAAUGUAACCCUGGGCAAUAUAUUAAACAAACAGGAACAGCAUUUACUGACACUAUAUGUGCUAACUGUACAGACGGCACUUACUCAAAUGGCUCUUUAAUGGCUUGUCAACCACAUUCAAAAUGUGACAUUAAGGGGCUUACAGAAAUAAAAGCAGGAACAAAGUCAUCAGAUGUUGAAUGUGAGGAAUCUACUCCAGUUGCUCUUAUAGUUGUAGUUGGAGUCGUUUUAUGUUCUUUGAUGGUUGCUGUUACAGCUUUAUUAAUAUACUACUUCAAAGUAAGACGGAAACAACUACACAGAAAUCCUGGUUAUUCCUUACCACCACUGAGUGAUGUGACUUAGAACCACCACCAAAUUAGGCAUAAGUGGCUGCAAUGGACUGUUAAGACAGCUGAGAUGAAAAUUGGGUUCCCCGGCCCAAUCUCCAUAUUGUACCAGAGAUGAGAACUCGAGUUUGAGACUUGGACUCUUGCACACACAGUGGUGGACCCGUGAUUCGGGUCGCAUGCGAUUCGCUGAUUAAUAUGCAAUUUAAAUAGGGAAAGUUUAUCAUUAACGUGUUUCUAAUGCUUGCAAAUGUUAACAUUCAAGUGAUUUAAAACAAUUUAACCGCAAAAAGGUGCUAAAGUGAGCAGAUUUCUGUACGCACAUGCAGUUAAAUUUGUCCGGUCCAGCUCCAGUCAGGUCUAUAGUUGCGCUACUGUGUGUCAUACUGUAGUCCAUUAACAUACAUUUGCUGAAUGGAGCAAUGAAAAACAACAUAACGUUUUUAUGUGUAGCGACUGUUUAUGCUGCAUCUUCUUCCUGAAGCACUGUUUGGAAUUCACCCUCCGCCGGUGUGUGAGCACGCGAAGUGCCCUUAGUAGUGCAUAUACGGAUAGAAGUGUUUCAAAAAGUAAGCCAACAUAAUAUCUUUCUGUUCUUGACAAGGCACAUACACACACAAAAUGACCUCACAGUAUUCUUUUUCUAAUAAAACAUUUGUUUAUGUCUUAAGUAUAUGUAUAGAUUACAGUCAGAAACCAAUCUGUGCUUAUUUGUACUUAAAGAGACAGUAACCUCAAUUAACCUACUUCAGUCUGUGUCAUUAAUGUUAAUCAAACAACAUCAACAACAAACAAAAUCACUUCUGUUGCUCUAAUAAUAAUAAUAAUAAUAAUAAUAUUUAAUUUGUACAAUAAAGACAGUGUUAUUAUUCA
This is a messenger RNA of Paramisgurnus dabryanus, 1989 nucleotides long. RefSeq names its product tumor necrosis factor receptor superfamily member 14-like. The record is from RefSeq and is a predicted model, not a curated record. Lineage: Eukaryota; Metazoa; Chordata; Actinopteri; Cypriniformes; Cobitidae. Gene Ontology annotation, biological process: negative regulation of alpha-beta T cell proliferation; positive regulation of T cell migration; defense response to Gram-negative bacterium. Gene Ontology annotation, cellular component: membrane; external side of plasma membrane. Gene Ontology annotation, molecular function: transmembrane signaling receptor activity; protein binding.